Messenger RNA from Eimeria mitis, 438 nucleotides. RefSeq lists its product as uncharacterized. The transcript has 2 exons. The record is from RefSeq and is a predicted model, not a curated record. Bases 1 to 438 code for a protein of 145 amino acids. Lineage: Eukaryota; Apicomplexa; Conoidasida; Eucoccidiorida; Eimeriidae.
AUGAGGAGACAGAAGGAGAAGAGACAGAUGAGGAGACAGAAGGAGAAGAGACAGAAGAAGAUGGAGAGACAGAAGAAGAACCAGAUAAAGAAGAAGAGACAAGGGGAAGAGACAGAAGAGGAGACAGAAGGAGAAGAGGGAGAGACAGAAGAAGAGACAGGAGAAGGAGAAGAGACAGAAGGAGAAGAGACAGAAGAAGAUGGAGAGACAGAAGAAGAACCAGAUAAAGAAGAAGAGACAGAAUCAGAGACAGAAGAAGAGACAGAAGAAGAGACAGAAGAGGAGACAGGGGAUAGAGAGGAGACAGAGGAGGAGACAGGCGAGGAGACAGGAGGGGAGAGAGAGGAGACAGUGAAUAGCUGUCUCCUCGCCCUCAUUGCGUUAUAUCCUUCUUGUUUAAAAUUUAACUCGAAAUGUAUAUUUUGUUUAAACUGCUGA